CGUGAGCAGAGGGUGUGUUAUUUGGUCAAGUAAAAUUUAACCCUCACGUUUACGUCGUUAUUUUAUUUUUUAUUUACUUAAAAGUUUAAAUAAUAUUUGAUACACGUCCGGAUGUCUAAUAAACAGAGUGAAUUAAAUUGUUUAGCGUGAAAGGCGUUUUUAACACGGGAGUUAAUUGUGCGAAUUCAAAAAGUGCUUUGACACAAUGAGUGGAUUAUCAUCAUCUAUUUGGUGCGUGCUGGUGGCGCUUUGUUGCAUUGGAUGGGUUAAAGUAGACGCAAAACUUAAGUGUGAUGCUGUAAGGCCUUAUUUUGAAGCUCAGGGUUUUCCAGCAAGUGACAUCCCAAAGGAUCCCAUAUCAUCAAAAGAAUUAAAGUCAUGUGGAGGUAUAAGUAGUGGCGGAGAGGUAUGUUGUUCGGCGGACAUGGAGUUAAGGCUUCAGGCAAAAGCACGAGAAAGGCACGAAAAAGCCACGAGAUCGACCCUUAGUCGACUCCAACAGCUUCUUGCCACGAGGGGCACAAGAUUUCACAGUUUUUUCAAAGAUUUAUUGGAAACCUCAAAGAAAGGUUUUCAUGAGAUGUUCAAGAAAACUUAUGGAAUUUUGUACGAGCAAAAUGCCUACGUCUUUACGGAUCUUUUUAAAGAAUUGGAAAAUUAUUAUACGAAAGGAACGGUAAACUUAGAUGAUGCUAUGGACAAUUUUUUUAACACUUUAUAUCAAAAGAUGUUCACUGUAUUGAAUAGUCAAUACCUUUUUGACGCCAAGUAUCUCGAGUGUGUGGGUAAUCACAUGAAAGAGAUGCGACCAUUUGGAGAUGUACCACAGAAAUUGGGUGUACAGAUAAAGAGAUCAUUCAUUGCUACGAGGGCGUUCAGCCAAGCUUUGACAGUAGCUGCUGACGUGUUGAAGAACAUGCAGACGCUGAGAGCGUCUCCCGAAUGUGCCGCUGCAUUGACAAGAAUGACAGCAUGUCCAUCCUGUAGUGGUAUAGCCGGCAAUGUUCUUGCCUGUGGCGACAUGUGUGCAAAUGUGAUGAAAGGCUGUCUAACUCAGCAUGCAGCACUCGAUGCUGAAUGGAAUCACUUUGUUGAGGCCGUGGGUAAAGUUGGUGAACGGCUACUUGGUCCUUUUAACAUCGAGAUGUUGGUGAGGCCAAUCAAUCUCAAGAUAUCCGAAGCGAUAAUGAACUUUCAAGAGAACAGCGCCGAUGUCUCCCAGAGGGUUUUCAGUGGCUGUGGGAGACCAGUGUUAGGUAGAAGAAGAAGAAGAAGACGGAGUGCACGAGAAACGGAUUUUGAAUCUUCAAACUUCGAUCAGGAAACCAGUGAAGAUGGUCGAUCGACAACUGCUGCAAUGCUUGAUAAAUUAGUUAAGGAGAUUAGGCAGAGAGUUAGAGAUUCAAGACAGUUUUGGAUCUAUCUGCCAUAUCAGUUAUGCAACGAUGGUCUCGUUGUACCUCCUAGUAACACUAAAGAAUGCUGGAAUGGUACUCAUGUUGAUAAGUAUUUAUAUCCAGUAUCGUCUGAUGGAGAAACACAAACAUUAAAUCCUGAAGUUCGAGGCAGUGGUCCAAGGCAUCCAAUUGUCAGAGAUCAAAUAUUUGCUCUUACUACUAUUACUAGUAGAUUGAGAUCCGCAUUUAAUGGUCAAGAUGUAGACUGGGUGGAUGCUGAAGAGACACCCUAUGGCUCUGGAAGUGGAUCAGGAGAUGGAGUUGAUGAAGAUGAUCCAAUAACGGAUGAUGAAGAUGGAUUCCGUGAAGAAUCAUCAGGCUAUGAGCCAAAUCCAGCACCACCACAAACUCCUAAAGUAGUACCACCUCCAGUAUCACCAGGAUUAUCUCCUAAAGUUGAAAUAGAACCUAAAGUUCCAACGAUCGACAAUAAUGAUAUUGAUUUAAAUAAUAGUAAUAACGAAAAUAAAAAUGACACAACGACUGCUGUAGAUAGUGGAGCCACAAGGCAACAUAUAUCAUUGACACGUGCCCUCACGUCGUAUCUCUUCCCUAUUGCUGUUAUGUGGUUUGGCGGUUGUCUCACCGAAUGGCUGUGAUCACUCAUCCUCCAUGAUCAGAUGGAAAUUGUAAAUAAUUAAACUAACACUCAGUUUAACUGAAUGUCAAUGAGAACGAAGAUCCAUGAUGAUCUUGGGUUUAAGUAGAUGACGACCGGUGUGCCAUUUUUUUAAAUCUUCUUCAGGUCGUUCAAUGGACUGACGAUAAAAAUACGUACUAUCGAUAAAGGUGAAAUGCUCUUGGAGCAGAGGAAAACCUUUAUCAUCAACGACAGAAUUAUUGUCGAUAAAUUACGAUAAUUAUGACGAUGGAGAUAAACAAAGACGGUCGAUUAUGUCAAUAAUUUGAUAUGUGGUUUUUGGAAAAUAAUUUUUUAUGAGUGAAAUAAAAUUAAAAGAUUCAGGAUCUUCGAGAUAAGACUAUAAAUUAUUCGCGAGAGUGUUUUUUUAAGAACUCAAUAUUUAUUCGUGAAAAUUUUUUACAAGUAGUUUUAACAAAAAUACUUUCGUGAAGUUAAAAAAUUUGUCUCGAGAGCUGAGGUGAAUGGAAUUUAUUUAAAAAUGAAUGAAAAGUGAUUUUGUU
Messenger RNA from Chelonus insularis, 2600 nucleotides. It is a transcript of the gene dlp, whose product is annotated as dally-like. The record is from RefSeq and is a predicted model, not a curated record. Gene Ontology annotation, biological process: regulation of signal transduction; cell migration; regulation of protein localization to membrane. The coding region runs from base 206 to 2056 and encodes 616 amino acids. The transcript is spliced from 8 exons. Gene Ontology annotation, cellular component: extracellular region; plasma membrane; synapse. Lineage: Eukaryota; Metazoa; Arthropoda; Insecta; Hymenoptera; Braconidae.